This is a messenger RNA of Cloeon dipterum, 3844 nucleotides long. RefSeq names its product DNA mismatch repair protein Mlh3-like. Lineage: Eukaryota; Metazoa; Arthropoda; Insecta; Ephemeroptera; Baetidae. Gene Ontology annotation, molecular function: ATP-dependent DNA damage sensor activity; ATP binding; mismatched DNA binding. The coding region runs from base 189 to 3617 and encodes 1142 amino acids. The record is from RefSeq and is a predicted model, not a curated record. Gene Ontology annotation, cellular component: mismatch repair complex. Gene Ontology annotation, biological process: mismatch repair. The transcript has 14 exons.
ACACAUGAGUGGGGGUAGAGUAAAAUGUAAACAUAUCAGCUCGAAUGCCAAUCAAAGGGACAACAUUCGCUCUCUUCAAACUCUCUAGCCUCCAUAAAACUUAAAUUGCAUCCGAUACGCUCGAUUUCCCUCGCUUCCUGUAGAAUGACACCGGAGAUUUCAAUGACGGAGUCUGUAAAGUUGUUACGAUGACGUCCUCAUCCAGAGCUGAUGGAAAGUGUUCUGGCGAGAUUAGGAAGCUCUCUGAGUCUGUCACUUCGCUGAUCAGGUCCAGCGUAACAGUCAAUAGCUUCGCUUCAUGCGUUUCUGAACUUGUUUGCAACUCUAUUGAUGCUGGGGCAACAUGUAUUGCAGUGAGGGUUGACUUUAGCUUGUACAAAAUCCAAGUUAUUGACAAUGGCCAUGGAAUUGACAAAAAUAACCUGCGAUUUGUGGGAGAGAGGUAUAUGACGAGCAAAUGCCACUCCCUUAAUGACCUCAAGCACAAAUUGGACAAGUAUGGUUUUCGAGGAGAAGCUUUGGCCAGCAUUAUAAAAUGCAGCAAACGUUUGGAUAUUGUCUCCAAAGCUUUGGCCAGUGGUUCAACAUACUCUAAAAUCUUUGAGCAGGAUGCAGCCUCUUCCAUCAAUCCUUCUGAUGAGCAGAGACCUUCUGCUGGCACAACAGUCACUGUGUCAGACUUUCUGUUCAACAUUCCAGUGCGCAGGAAAAGAGUGGACGAGCGCUUUGAUUCUGAGGAGAUGCGAAUCCAAAUGGAGCACCUUGCGAUUGUGCAUUGCAACAUCUCCUUUUCUCUCAAGAAUGAUGUCACUGGAAAAGUAUUGAUGGAAAGUCGAAGGUGCAGCAGCAUGAGAGAAGUUUUUAGGCAGAUUCAUGGUCCUGUUUUGGCUGACCACUUGCGUGAAGUGAAAUUUUCAAAUGGGAGCAACCUAUCAGUUGACGGUCUCAUCAGCCUGGAUGGUCACCAUAACAAGUCAUUUCAGUUCAUCUAUGUCAAUAAAAGGCUUGUUUUGAAGACGCCAAUGCACAGAAUCAUGAUCAAUUGGCUCUCUGGACUUCUGAAGCAGGAGAAGAAGCCUAAGCAACCAAUUUUCAUGCUGAAUUUCUCAUGUCCUUACUCCUCUUAUGACAUCACUCUCGAUCCAAGCAAAACGCUCAUCCAAUUCGAUGACUGGGAGACAGUCGAGAAAACCUUCCAAGGUGCUGUAAUGUUGUUUGUCCAGCAGCAAGAUAUCCAUCUGCCCGAAGAUUUGUUCAAGCUAAAAGAGCAAAGAGUUGAGAGGGCUGUAGCAGAACCGACUUCCAAGAUUAUAGACUGUCAUUUGAAGAUGAGAAGAGUAACUAAGGGGGCAGUAUCCAGGAGGGUGGUUUCAACUAGGGAAAUUGUUGAGCAAGUUUUGAAUAAGCCCCAAUACCAUGACGAGGAAGAAGAUGACUUAAGCUCUGAAAAUCUUCUCAGUGCUGUGUGGGAUGUUGCAAUGCCAAAAAAAUUCGGACCCAUUCCCCAAAGAAGCAAAGCCAAAGAGAAGAAUGAAAGUACCUCUUGCCAAGAAACGUUUUCCACGUCUUAUCUUGAAUUAGGGAACAAGACAUCAGAGUCGCAGGUUUUUGGUAGCACGGAAAACUGGUUUAAUGACAGAGAAAUCGAAUAUAUUUCCAACAAAUUCACUGAUAUGGUUGAACAGUCUCUCAAACUGUUGCUGGCAAAACUCGAGGAAGUUCCUCUAGUGGAAGCAAAGAAGACGCAAAACACUGGUUUGACUCAGCAACUGAAGAGUUUGGAUGUUGAAGUUGAACAACUUCACAGGCCAAACAAUGACUUUACAUUUGUACCAGUCAUCUCGGAAGGACCUGAUGCAGUAGCUUUUGGUGUAGUUGAUGACACAGAUGAGGAUGAAGCCUACUACCAAGCACAAUCUAAAAUCCUUGAUUGGGAAUUAAGUCCAUCGGAUUUUCCUGACUGCCACGAACACGAAAGGUCUGGAAUGAUAAAUCACAGUUAUUCAGUGGAAGAACACCCUCGACCACAUGUCAAAGUUGCAAGUCAGGUUUCUACGGAAUGGGCCACUGAAGAGGAGGACCAAUUGCAAAUAUUAAAGCACUUAUCUCCAACCAGUGAAGCCUACCUGAAAGAAACCUUCAGUUCCAAAAGAGUUGUAGAUGUGGGCUACAGAUACCCAACUCCGACUAUGGAAGGCUAUCCACAGCCAUUUGAAGAGGCCGAAGAAGACAUGGAACCGUUUCCCACUCCUCAAUACCCACCACCGCGCUACUCAAUCAAUUCCAGAGAGAACACAGAUCCAGUAGGCAUGGAGAUUAAUGCCGAAGAUUUGACUAUUCUGGAUGCUCCACUUGAGAGUGUCAAUGCAUUGGCCCUGUUUGCAGAUCCAGAGGACGCUCGCAAAUCUUUCUUUGUAGACGACAUCGUUCAAAGCAGCACGAAACGCAAAAAAGAGUCGCCAGUUCCCAACGCUGUACCAAAGAAGCAGAGAGUUGAUCUAGAAAUGGAUACAUUUGAAGGCAAAAUUGUACAUCCUGUCUUUGUGAACAGCAAUGGCUGCAUCAUUCAAGGUUCCUCCAAGGAGGACGAGCGAUUCGUUAUCAAAGAACGACAUCCAUUUAUUCCUCUUGAAUUGUUGCCCAUAUUAAAUGUUGCUCCUCAAUGUGAUCUGACCCUUGACCCAGAAAAUCAGCAGCGACUUUUGAGUCGCGUGGGUGAAAGCCUUUGUGAAGCUGAUGAAGCUGCUGUGGUCUCCAAAUGGAAUAGUAGAGAGGAAUGGAGUGAGGAGAAAAACAGGUUGGACAGUCUCAUUCAGACACACAUAUUUGAUGCAGGAGCACGGCCAAUGCCAGAAUUGGAACCUAAUGAUCUGUUCAACGAUGAAAACUUUGCGAAAUUGAGGCGCUCGAUUGACCAGUAUGGUUUCCAGCCUGGCUCAUUGCAGUCAAGCAAGAUAUUCGGCCAGUUUGACAGAAAGUUUCUGGUUGCUUUGAUUGACAAAAAUAAAGAUAACGUUCAAAAUAUGGUUGUACUGAUUGAUCAACAUGCUGCACAUGAGAGAGUUCGGCUGGAAAUGCUCACCAAAGAUUACCAAAGUGAUGGCUUUUUCCUAACAAGUCCUUUGCAUCCACCUCUAAACUUAGCCCUUGGCAAAAGGGAAACUCUUGCUGUCCAAGAAUUCCAGUGCUCUUUUGCCAAAUAUGGUUUAGAAUGCGAAGCAAUGAGCGAAACUGAAAUCCGGAUCUUCUCCGUUCCACUAUGCUUCUCCAAAAAGCAAGAGCGACAGACGUUUCCUGGAUGGAAUCUAGUUGAUGCUGUUGAGAGAUUAGUCCAAGAGCUAGCUCAAUCUCUGAUCGAAACCCGUGGUGCCUGCAUAUCAAUUCCACAGGAAAUUAGAGACGUGCUUAACAGUGAAGCUUGCUCAGGUGCCACCAAAUUCAAUACAUGUCUGUCCCGAAACGCAUGUGCAGACCUGGUAAAGGAGCUUUCGUUGUGUCAGUUGCCCUUCCAGUGUGCCCAUGGACGCAACUCAAUUGUUUCUGUUUUCAACCUGGACAAACUUCCAAAACGCAAGCGUGCCAAACCACAAAUCAACUUGUUCUUAAAAAAAUUCUAAAUGUGAAUCUCAGUGCUGUGCUUAUUCAAGAUGCUUAUUUUAUGGAUAGACAAAUAAUGACAUAAGACUGUCUUGUUGUGUUAUUUUAAAAAUCUCACUGAAAACACAUUUUAUUCUGGAUAUCAAAGCUGUGAUUACCUGAAUUUUAUUGUUACUGUAUUUUAAUUGUUUAUGAAUCACUACAAAAAUUUGAAAAGGACAGUUCAAAAUAAAUUAUAUAAGAUGGC